Molecule: messenger RNA, 5067 nt
Organism: Gracilinanus agilis (Agile Gracile Mouse Opossum)
Lineage: Eukaryota; Metazoa; Chordata; Mammalia; Didelphimorphia; Didelphidae
Gene: FER1L6
Product: fer-1 like family member 6
Exons: 34
Biological process (GO): plasma membrane organization
Cellular component (GO): membrane
Source: RefSeq, a predicted model, not a curated record
AUGCACAACAAACUUAUUGGAAGUCUGCUGAUAGGAUCCUUCAAAGUAGAUCUGGGAACAGUUUACAACCAGCCAGGUCACCAGUUUUGUGAUAAGUGGGCUCUUCUCACAGACCCAGCUGAUAUCAGGACGGGCACCAAGGGGUAUCUGAAAUGUGAUAUCAGCGUGGCUGGGAAAGGAGACAUCCUGCAGACCAAUCCCAAGACAUCUGAUGCUGAAGAGCAGAUAGAAAAGAACCUUUUGGUCCCCCACGGAUUCCCCUCUGAGAGACCUUGGGCCAGAUUCUAUGUGAGACUCUAUCGAGCAGAGGGCUUGCCCAAAAUGAACUCUAGCAUCAUGGCCAACGUCACCAAAGCAUUCGUGGGGGACAGCAAGGACCUGGUGGAUCCCUUUGUGGAGGUCACUUUUGCAGGCCAAGUGGGGAGGACUACAGUGAAGAAAAAUUGUGCAGAUCCUGUGUGGCACGAACAGGUCAUUUUUAAAGAAAUGUUCCCUCCCUUGUGUCGAAGAGUUAAAAUCCAAGUGUGGGAUGAAGGUAGCAUGAAUGAUGUAGCCUUGGCAACACACUUCAUUGACUUGAAGCAAAUCUCUAAUGAGCAAGAUGGAGAUAAAGGUUUCCUGCCCACAUUUGGACCUGCUUGGAUCAACCUGUAUGGCUCUCCCAGAAACCAGAGCUUAAUGGAUGAUUACCAGGAACUUAAUGAAGGCUUUGGGGAAGGGGUCUCAUUUAGGGGCCGCAUUCUGAUAGAAAUUGCUGUGGAAAUUCUCUCAGGUGGGGCACAGGAAUCCAAGUUUUCAAAGGCCCUGAAGGACCUCAAGCUCUCUAAAGACAAGGCUUCCAAAGGCUCUGGGAAGGACAAGGCAGACAAAACUGAGGAUGGAAAGGCACACGCACCUUCAGAUAAGAGCAAUUCAACUGAGGCUGAAGUAGAACCUUUUGAUGUACCCCCUGAGAUUGUCCCAGAAAAAUAUGAAGAUUUCCUACUCUUUGGAGCCUUUUUUGAAGCUACCAUGAUUGACCGGAAAAUUGGAGACAAACCUAUUAGCUUUGAGGUUUCUGUAGGUAAUUUUGGAAAUGUUAUAGAUGGUGGCUCUCACCAUGGGAGUAAGAAGAAGUCUUCAGAAACCCCAGAAGAGGAAAAUGAACCCCUGCUUCAGGAGGGCAAUAUGGACUCUGCCCAUGACAUUCCCAUCGCUUCCAUGUCCACCACACACCCUGAGAAGCCCUUGGUGACAGAAGGGAACAGGAAUUAUCACUACUUGCCAUUCGAGGCCAAGAAGCCGUGUGUCUACUUCAUGAGUUCGUGGGGAGAUCAGACCUUCAGGCUCCAUUGGUCCAAUAUGCUGGACAAAAUGGCAGAUAGCCUAGUAAGUGCUUUUGAUGGGGUGAAGUCUUUAAAAUGAAUGAGGAACCAGGAGAACGGGAGUCAUUUCUCAACUACCAGGAUAGAACCUUGUAUCAUUAACCCUGUGUCCCUAUCAUUAUUCUUUAUUUAUAGUGCCUUCAUCUCUCAAGCAGAAAAUAAACCCAAAAUGUUGAACCAGACCACUUUGGACAAGAAACGACUCACAUUAUGUUGGCAAGAACUGGAGGCGAUGGCCAGUGAUGCCAAAGGACUCAUCCAGCAGCAAAAGAAGAAGAUGUCUAUAGAUGAAUUAAUUAAUGAAGCUCAGAACAUUGUGGACAAAAUCCGGUUCUUGGUUGAUGAGCCACAACAUACGAUACCCGACGUCUUCAUUUGGAUGCUCAGCAAUAACAAACGAGUGGCCUAUGUGAGGAUUUCAUCCAAAGACUUGCUCUAUUCCCCGGCUAAUGAGCAGAGGGGAAAACACUGUGGGAAACUUCAAACUCACUUUCUGAAAGAUUGUUUAACAUUAGGUUGUACGAAAGCCUGUCAAAUAAAGAGCGAUGUGGACACAGCUGCCCGUGCAGGAAGCUCCUGCCCUGAGUUGCACACAUGCACAUUCCAGCACAUCUUCCAGUUAAGAGCACACAUGUACCAGGCCAGGGGACUCAUAGCUGCAGACAGCACUGGACUCUCUGAUCCCUUUGCCAAAGUCACCUUUCUAUCACAUUGUCAGACCACAAAGGUUAUAUCCCAGACACUAUCCCCUACCUGGAACCAGAUGCUGCUGUUCAACAAUAUCUCUCUUUAUGGGGACCAAAGGGAAGUUGCCGAAUCCCCACCCCUAGUUGUGGUGGAGCUCUAUGAUAGCGAUGCAGUGGGGAAACCAGAAUAUUUAGGAUCUACUGUGGCUGCUCCUGUUGUGAAGCUUGCAGAUCAUGAAUAUGAACCACCCAGACUUUCCUAUCACCCAAUCUUUUGUGGCAAUCUUGAUGGAGGGGACCUCCUUGCAGUAUUUGAACUCUUGCAGGUUCCUUCCUCAGGUCCACAAGAUCUUCCUCCCUUUGACCAACCUGAUGUCGCCCAGAUCUAUCCUGUCCCUGCCAAUAUCCGUCCUGUGCUGAGUACUUACAGAGUAGAGGUUCUCUUCUGGGGUGUUCGUGAAAUGAAGAAAGUCCAGUUGCUCUCAGUGGAUCGCCCUCAAGUACUCAUAGAAUGUGCCGGGAGAGGAGUCAAAUCCUGUGUAAUUCAGAGCUACAAGAAUAACCCUAACUUCAACAUCCAAGUGGAUUGGUUUGAAGUGGAACUGCCAGAGAACGAGCUCCUCCAUCCUCCUCUGAGCAUCUGUGUGGUGGAUUGGAGGGCUUUUGGGAGGAGCACCCUCGUGGGCACCUAUACUAUCAACUGCCUCAAGCAAUUUUUGGUCAAACCCAGGGAGCUCCCUGCCCUGAUCUCUGAAGUAGAUGCAGCCCAACAAGUUCAAGCUGCACCUGAUUCACCAGUAGACACGGAACCAUCUGGGUCCCUCAUCUCAUCCCAGGACCCUUCACCAGAUCAUAUCUAUGUUCAAGUUGAGCAACCGCCCACUGUUGUGCCAGACACAGACCAAGUUCAGACAGCCAGCCUCGCUCCCUUGGAUGUUCCUGACUCCUCACCCAUGCUGGAGCCUGAAAUCAAACCUACAACUCUUGAGCUACCUAAGGAGGAAAAAGUAAAGGAUGCCAGGAAAUUUUCCAGGAGAUCCACGAAAAGGAAAAAAAGGACCAUAGCAGAUGAGUCUGCAGAAAAUGUAAUUGAUUGGUGGUCAAAGUAUUAUGCUUCCCUGAAGAAAGUACCAAAGGAAAAAGAAAGAAAAGACAACAAAGAUAACAAAACAGACCAGGUGGUAGUGACUAUAGAAGACACGCCAAAGAAGAAGAAAGAUAAAAUGUUCAAGAAGAAACCAAAGGAAGCAAACAUACCAAACCUAGCCACCUUGAAGAUAUAUGAUGGAGAUCUAGAGAAUGAAUUUAAUAAUUUUGAAGACUGGGUGAAAACCUUCGAGCUCUUCAGAGGCAAGUCCAUGGAAGAUGAUCACAGCAUCGAUGGAGACAGAGUAAUAGGGAAAUUCAAGGGCUCUUUCUGCAUUUACAAAAGUCCAGAGGACCCCAGCCUAGAGGAAGGAGGACAGCUUCGAAUCCAGCAGGGGAUUCCACCCAACCAUUCUAUCAAAGUCCUGAUCAGAGUAUAUAUUGUUGCUGCAUUUAACCUCAGCCCAGCUGAUCCAGAUGGUAAAUCUGAUCCCUACAUUGCGCUAACCCUUGGCAAAACUGAAAUUAAGGACCGGGAGAAAUAUAUUCCCAAACAACUGAAUCCAGUAUUUGGAAGGUCAUUUGAGAUUCAGGCUACAUUUCCUAAAGAAACUCUGCUCAUAGUUCGAAUAUAUGACCAUGACAUGAUUGGGUCAGAUGAUCUCAUUGGAGAGACCAAAAUUGACCUGGAGAACCGCUUCUAUAGUAAGCAUCGAGCAAUCUGUGGCUUACAGAGCCAGUAUGAGAUAGAAGGGUACAAUGCCUGGAGGGACACAUCCAAACCCACUGAAAUACUCACCAAACUCUGCAAAGAUAACAAGCUGAUUGGGCCUUACUUUCGACCUGGGGAGAUCCAGGUUGGAAAUAAGGUCUUCUCUGGGAAAACAGUCUUCACUGAAGAGGGCACUGAUGAGAUGGUUGAAUCUUAUGAGCACUUGGCACUCAAGGUUUUACAUUCCUGGGAUGAAAUCCCAGAAGUUGGAUGUAAGCUUGUUCCAGAGCAUAUAGAAACCCGACCUUUGUACCACAAGGAUAAGCCAGGAAUGGAACAGGGUCGCCUGCAGAUGUGGGUGGACAUGUUUCCCAAAGACAUGCCACAGCCUGGACCACCUGUUGACAUCUCUCCAAGGAAACCAAAAGGUUAUGAAUUGAGAGUGAUAAUCUGGAAUACAGCAGAUGUCAUUUUAGAGGAUGAAAAUAUCUUCACAGGACAAAAAUCAAGUGACAUUUAUGUUAAAGGAUGGAUAAAGGGCAUGGAAGAGGAUAGACAGGAGACAGAUGUGCAUUAUAACUCUCUGACUGGAGAGGGCAACUUCAACUGGAGGUUCCUGUUUCCAUUUCAGUAUCUCCCCGCUGAGAAGCAAGUGGUCAUCUCCAAAAGAGAAAACAUCUUUUCCUUAGAAAAGACAGAGAGGAAGAUUCCAGCUGAGCUUGUUCUCCAGGUGUGGGACUUUGAAAGGCUCUCUUCAGAUGAUUUUCUAGGCUCUCUAGAAAUGAACCUCAAUGGCUUCCCUAGAGCAGCAAAAUCUGCCAAGGCCUGUGAUCUUCCAAAAUCUGCCAACUUGAGUGAGGAAAACAAAAUCUCCAUAUUCCAGCAGAAGAGAGUGAGGGGCUGGUGGCCUUUUGUCAAAGCUGGAGAGCUCACUGGUAAAGUAGAAGCUGAAUUCCAUUUAGUCACUGCUGAAGAAGCUGAAAAAAACCCUGUUGGUAAAGCUCGGAAAGAACCAGAACCCCUGGACAAGCCCAACCGCCCAGACACCUCCUUCUCCUGGUUCGUGAGCCCCUUCAAGUGCCUGUAUCACCUCAUCUGGAAGAAUUACAAGAAGUACAUCAUCAUUGGCUUCAUUCUCAUCAUCCUUAUCAUCUUUCUGGUGCUUUUCAUCUACACACUGCCCGGAGCCAUCAGCCGCAAGAUCGUUGUGGGCUCCUAG